This is a messenger RNA of Pseudopipra pipra, 1951 nucleotides long. Its product is annotated as zinc finger and SCAN domain-containing protein 2-like. Gene Ontology annotation, molecular function: RNA polymerase II cis-regulatory region sequence-specific DNA binding; DNA-binding transcription factor activity, RNA polymerase II-specific. NCBI's taxonomy places the organism in Eukaryota, Metazoa, Chordata, Aves, Passeriformes, Pipridae. Gene Ontology annotation, biological process: regulation of DNA-templated transcription. The record is from RefSeq and is a predicted model, not a curated record. The transcript has 3 exons. The coding region runs from base 556 to 1851 and encodes 431 amino acids.
UGGAGAAGAGGAGGCUCAGGGGAGACCUCCUGACUCUCUGCAAGUCCCUGCCAGGAGGUUGGAGCCAGGUGGGGGUGGGGCUGUUCUGCCAGGAAGCAGCAGUAGGACAAGAGGGCUGGGUCUGGAGCUGUGCCAGGGGAGGUUUAGGUUGGAUAUUAGGAAGCAAUUUUUUGCUGAGAGAGUAAUCAGGCCUUGGAAUGGGCUGGGCAGGGAGGGGGUGGAGUCAGCGUCCCUGGAGGUGUUGAAGGUGAGAGUGGAUGUGGCCUCAGUGCCAUGGUCUGGGAAGCACAGCAGGGUUGGAUCCAGGGCUGGACUUGAUGAUCUCGGAGGUCUUUUCCAACCCAGCUGAUUCUGUGAUUCUCUGAUUGCCAUUCCUGUGGCAGCACAUGCUUGAGGCUCCAUCCCCAGGGUGAGAGAGAUGUCUGUCCAUAUCUAUCUCCAAGGUUAGUCUGUAAAUGUGUGGUGUUAGCAAAGCAGGCUGAGUUGUGGGCUGGUUGUAGAAGGAGAAAGAAGCCCCCAGCCCAGUGCAAGCAGGCAGCCCUCAGCUUGCACCUGAUGUCCCCUCCCUGCAGGUUCCUGUCCUUGAGCCCAGGCCCUGAGGAUUUGUCCUUCCCAAAGCUUGGGCAGAUGAAGGAGGCUGCGAGGAAGAGGAAGAUGCCUUGGGCCCCCCAGGCAGGCCCCGAGCUGAGGACGGAGAGCCCGGAGGACAAAUCCCCCUAUGAGACCCUGGUGGGAGAGGCCGUUUUGAAGGGCUCCCCGGCGCAGGAAGGCAGCGGGGAGGAAAAGGGCCGGAGAUCCCCCCGCAGGAGGGGCUCCAAAGCCAGCCCAGGGUGCUCUGAGGAGGAAAGAGCCAGCGUGUGCCGGGAAGGCGGCCGGAGCUUGAGGGGGAGCUCUGACCUGGUGGUCCCUGAGCAGCCUCCCAGCAGGGAGAAGCCCUUCAGGUGCUUGGAAUGUGGGAAGAGCUUCAGGAAGAGCACCAAACUCCUCGCCCACCUGCACAUUCACACUGGGGAACGGCCCUACACGUGUAGGGAAUGUGGGAAGAGCUUCAGGGACAGCUCCACGCUGAUCCGACACCAGCGCAUCCACACUGGGGAACGGCCCUACACAUGUAGGGAAUGUGGGAAGAGCUUCAGGAGCAGCUCCAACCUGAUCCGACACCAGCGCAUCCACACUGGGGAACGGCCCUACACAUGUGGGGAGUGUGGGAAGAGCUUCAGGGACAGCUCCCACCUCCUCACCCACCAGCACAUCCACAGUGGGGAAUGGCCCUACACAUGUGGGGAGUGUGUGAAGAGCUUCAGGCAGAGCUCCAACCUGAUCCGACACCAGCGCAUCCACACUGGGGAACGGCCCUACACAUGUGGGGAGUGUGGGAAGAGCUUCAGGGACAGCUCCCACCUCCUCACCCACCAGCACAUCCACACUGGGGAAUGGCCCUACACAUGUGGGGAGUGUGGGAAGAGCUUCAGGGACAGCUCCCACCUCCUCACCCACCAGCACAUCCACACUGGGGAACGGCCCUACACGUGUGGGGAGUGUGGGAAGAGGUUUCAGCGCAGUGGGAAUCUCCUCAUGCAUGAGCGGACGCACACGGAUGAGAGGCCCUUCCGCUGCACCAACUGCGGGAAGGGCUUUAAGCGGAACUCCACCCUCAUCAUCCACCAGCGGACACACACGGAUGAGAGGCCCUUCCGCUGCACCGACUGCGGGAAGGGCUUUAACUGGAACUGCACCCUCGUCAGGCACCGGCGCAUCCACAGCGGGGAGAGGCCCUACAAGUGUGGGGAGUGUGGGAAGAGCUUCACCCAGAGCUCUACCUUGACCAAACACCAACGGACCCACCAGUAAGGGGAACCCUGCGAGUGCCCCGACUGCGGGAAGAGCUUCGGCCGCUGCUUCCACCCCGAAUGAACCCUCUGAUGGGGAGGCAACCCCUGGAGUCCAGUGA